Messenger RNA from Acanthoscelides obtectus, 3915 nucleotides. NCBI's taxonomy places the organism in Eukaryota, Metazoa, Arthropoda, Insecta, Coleoptera, Chrysomelidae. The record is from the annotation of a GenBank genome assembly.
GUUUUGUGGUUGUCACCUGUCACAAAAAGCAAAAAAGACUGGUGGUACUGGUGGUAGUGGAUAGUGGUGGUGUUUACUUCGCCACUAUCAAGGUAUCAAGUUCGUUGUGUUUUCGAUACUUAAGUAAUUAUAUAGCAAAAAGGCCGAUUUUUGGGGUGAACUAUAACAAUUCAAGAUGUAUGAGCAAGAUGAAGAUCAAUUUGAUGAUGAAGAUACUGAAGAAAUUAGCGCAGAACUCUGGCAAGAAGCUUGCUGGAUUGUUAUUAAUGCUUAUUUUGAUGAGAAAGGUUUAGUUAGGCAACAGUUGGAUAGCUUUGAUGAAUUCAUUCAGAUGUCUGUGCAGCGAAUAGUGGAGGAUUCGCCACAGAUAGAUCUGCAGGCUGAAGCUCAACAUACAUCUGGAGAAAUAGAAAAUCCACCCAGGUACCUUCUAAAAUUUGAGCAGAUAUACCUGUCUAAACCAACUCAUUGGGAGAAAGAUGGUGCUCCCUCACCCAUGAUGCCUAAUGAAGCUCGCUUAAGAAAUUUGACCUAUUCAGCACCACUAUAUGUUGAUAUUACCAAAACAAUUGUAAAAGAAGGGGAAGAUCCAGUGGAAACUCAGCAUCAGAAAACAUUCAUUGGAAAAAUCCCAAUUAUGUUAAGGUCAACUUAUUGCCUUCUAAGUGGCUUAACUGAUCGUGAUCUUACUGAGUUGAAUGAGUGUCCUUUGGAUCCAGGUGGCUAUUUCAUUAUUAACGGUUCAGAAAAAGUACUGAUCGCACAGGAAAAAAUGGCGACCAAUACUGUAUAUGUAUUCUCAAUGAAAGAUGGAAAGUAUGCAUAUAAAUCUGAAAUUCGAUCAUGUUUAGAGCACAGUUCAAGACCAACAUCAACACUAUGGGUGAAUAUGAUGGCGAAGGGUGGCCAGGCUAUCAAAAAAGCUGCAAUUGGUCAACGUAUAAUUGCUAUAUUGCCUUACAUCAAGCAAGAAAUUCCAAUAAUGAUAGUAUUCAGAGCUUUAGGAUUCGUCGCAGACAGAGAUAUUCUAGAACAUAUAAUUUAUGACUUUGAUGAUCCAGAGCUGAUGGAAAUGGUAAAACCAUCACUCGAUGAGGCAUUUGUAAUUCAAGAACAAACAGUAGCACUGAAUUUCAUUGGUUCAAGAGGUGCGAGACCUGGUGUUACAAAAGAGAAGCGUGUUAAAUAUGCUAGAGAAAUUUUGCAGAAGGAAAUGUUGCCACAUGUUGGUGUAUCAGAUUUUUGUGAGACAAAGAAAGCUUAUUUCUUAGGUUAUAUGGUACAUAGAUUACUCCUGGCUGCAUUAGGUCGACGAGAACUGGACGACAGAGAUCAUUAUGGCAACAAGAGAUUGGAUUUGGCAGGUCCACUGCUAGCAUUCCUCUUUAGAGGUCUUUUCAAGAACCUGAUGAAAGAGGUUCGUCUUUACGCCCAGAAAUUUAUCGAUCGAGGCAAGGACUUCAAUCUCGAUUUGGCUAUCAAGACAAAGUUAAUUACUGACGGUCUCCGAUAUUCUUUGGCCACUGGUAAUUGGGGAGACCAGAAAAAAGCCCAUCAAGCAAGAGCUGGUGUAUCUCAGGUGUUGAACAGAUUGACAUUCGCGUCUACAUUGUCUCAUCUCAGGCGUGUUAACUCGCCUAUAGGUCGAGAUGGUAAACUUGCAAAACCUCGUCAAUUGCACAACACUCUGUGGGGCAUGAUAUGCCCUGCCGAGACCCCAGAGGGCGCAGCUGUCGGUUUAGUAAAGAAUCUCGCACUUAUGGCGUAUAUCUCAGUGGGGUCACAGCCAUCGCCUAUCUUGGAGUUUUUGGAAGAAUGGUCCAUGGAAAAUUUGGAGGAAAUCGCGCCUUCUGCCAUCGCCAAUGCUACCAAAAUAUUCGUCAAUGGAUGUUGGGUGGGUAUCCAUCGCGACCCAGAGCAAUUGAUGGCAACUUUGAGAAAGCUGCGUCGUCAGAUGGACAUUAUAGUGUCAGAAGUGUCAAUGAUCCGAGAUAUCAGGGACAGAGAAAUUAGGAUAUACACGGACGCAGGUAGAAUAUGUAGGCCGUUGCUGAUUGUUGAGAAUGGACAAUUGCUUCUGAAGAAAAGACACGUUGAUAUGCUCAAGGAGAGAGAGUACAAUAAUUAUGGCUGGCAGGUUUUGGUCGCUCAAGGUGUAGUAGAAUACAUCGAUACUCUAGAAGAAGAAACAGUGAUGAUUGCAAUGAAUCCUGAGGAUCUCAGGCAGGAGAAAGAGUAUGCAUAUUGUACAACAUACACACACUGUGAGAUUCACCCUGCCAUGAUAUUGGGUGUAUGUGCUUCAAUUAUUCCCUUCCCAGAUCACAACCAGAGUCCUAGGAAUACUUAUCAAAGUGCUAUGGGUAAACAAGCUAUGGGUGUAUACAUUACAAAUUUCCAUGUCCGGAUGGACACUCUAGCUCAUGUGUUAUACUAUCCACAUAAACCACUGGUUACCACACGUUCUAUGGAAUAUUUGCGGUUCAGAGAACUGCCUGCUGGAAUCAAUAGUAUCGUCGCUAUCGCUUGUUAUACGGGAUACAACCAGGAAGAUUCUGUUAUUUUGAACGCAUCUGCUGUGGAACGAGGAUUCUUCAGAUCGGUGUUUUACCGUUCUUACAAAGAUGCAGAAUCAAAACGUAUUGGUGACCAGGAAGAACAGUUUGAAAAACCGACUAGACAAACGUGCCAAGGCAUGAGAAAUGCGUUGUAUGAUAAAUUGGAUGAUGAUGGUAUCAUAUCUCCAGGUAUUCGAGUUUCUGGAGAUGAUGUAGUUAUUGGAAAGACUAUGACGUUGCCUGAAAAUGACGAUGAGCUGGAUGGAACAACAAAACGAUACACUAAGCGCGAUGCAUCAACUUUCUUGCGUAACAGUGAAACGGGUGUUGUUGAUCAAGUUAUGUUAACGCUGAACUCGGAAGGAUACAAGUUUUGUAAGAUCAGGGUCAGAUCCGUGAGAAUUCCGCAGAUUGGAGAUAAGUUUGCCUCUAGGCACGGACAAAAAGGAACAUGUGGCAUACAGUACAGACAAGAGGAUAUGAUAUUCAGCUGCGAGGGAAUGACUCCUGACAUCAUUAUCAAUCCUCAUGCCAUCCCAUCUCGUAUGACAAUUGGUCACUUGAUUGAAUGUAUCCAAGGAAAGGUAUCUUCAAAUAAGGGUGAAAUUGGUGAUGCAACUCCUUUCAAUGAUGCCGUGAAUGUGCAAAAAAUCAGUACAUUGCUACAAGAGUAUGGCUACCACCUUAGAGGGAACGAAGUAAUGUACAAUGGACACACAGGCAGAAAGAUUAAUGCUCAGAUUUUCUUUGGUCCAACUUACUAUCAGAGAUUGAAGCACAUGGUGGACGACAAGAUCCACUCAAGAGCGAGAGGACCAGUUCAAAUUCUAGUACGACAACCUAUGGAAGGUCGUGCCAGAGAUGGUGGACUUCGUUUUGGAGAGAUGGAACGAGAUUGUCAAAUUUCUCACGGAGCUGCGCAAUUUUUAAGAGAAAGAUUAUUUGAGGUCUCCGAUCCAUACAGGAUUCAUGUGUGCAACUUCUGUGGUUUGAUAGCCAUAGCUAACAUGAGGAAUAACACUUUUGAAUGUAAAGGAUGUAAGAAUAAAACACAAAUAUCUCAAGUAAGGUUGCCAUAUGCAGCUAAACUGUUGUUCCAAGAGCUGAUGUCUAUGAAUAUUGCUCCAAGGUUAAUGGUACUGUAAAUAAGUGAUUUUAUUAGAAUAGGAGGUAUAAGUUAUGUACUUUCAUAAAACUCUGUAUGGUAGCAGUUGAAUAUGUUAUUCAAGCAGAAAUAUGUAAACAAGUUCAUUUUAAACAUUUUAGCUAUUAUGUUGAGAUUUGAGAUAAAUGUUUUUAUUUAAAUUUGUAAUUAUAAAUUUCUAUUUUGAGCAACAAUAAAAUGAGUUUUUACAAA